AUGUCAACUCUUUCAGAUGACGAAGCCAUUGCCCGACUCCAACAAGAUUUUCUUUCUACAAUUAGUUCGGUGGUAGAAAAGCCAAAUUCGGUGGUGAAGAAGCCGAAGUUACUGAAGAAAAAUAUUAGAAGACUGGAGACAUACCUGAACAAUCCGCACCUUGAAGUCAACUUUGAAAUAGACGGCUUCUCGCCUUUGGAAAAGGCAACGUCAAGAUGGUGGGUGCUUGAAAAGCUCUUGGAGCUCAAGAGCCUUGACCUGAACUUUCGCACGCCAGAUGGCCGAACGAGUAUCUUUUCUGCAAUCGAGUCACCCCAAACUGAUUCUUUAAAGCUUCUUCUUCAAAAAGGAGCCGCCGUUGAUGUGGUUGAUAACAAAGGCCGUACGGCGAUUUCAGUAGCUGCAGAAUAUGGUCGAAUUGAUCAUAUGAAGCAUCUCGUCCAAUCCAACGCAAACAUAAAUGUGAAAGACGUGAAUGGAUGGACUCCAAUUUCAUUUGCAAUUUCAAGAAGCCAAAAUGAUUCAAAUGAUUCGACGAAGUACCUGCUAUCGCAGAAAGACAUUCAUCUAAGCAACCACGACACCGACGGACGGACAUUAGCGGUUAUUGCUGCACAGGGUGAAAACAUUGAAGGUCUAAGGCUUCUGCUCGAUGCAAAUAUUACUGUCACCCCAAUGGACAGAAUCGAGCAUAGCCCUUUGCUAUGGGCUAUUCUCCAAAUGGAUACCAUCACCGCUCGCCUGAUUCUCAGGGCUGAUCGUAGCCUUGUUGAUUAUAAGGUGCAAGGCAGGACUCCACUGUCGAUAGCCACAGAGAUUGGUGACAUCGAUAUGAUAAAGCUUCUAGUUGAGUUAGGGGCUAAUGUAAAUCUGGCGGAUGAUUUCGUUUGGCCUUCCCUGAGAGACUUUUCAUUCAAAAGCUAUUUUCCAUCCGAUGAAUUUCUUCGGGAGGUUGAUUGCUUUGUGGAAGGUGCUAGAUGUGGCACAAAUUGUCGAAAGCCGCUGCUUGUUGCUGCUGAAUUCCAGCAUUCAGAAGUAUUAAACCUCCUUCUAGAGGCAAAGGCAGACAUAAAUACGAGAGACGCGGAAGGGCGGACAGCACUUACCUGGGCAAUCAGUCGAAAACUGGAAAAGACGGUCGAACUAUUGCUCUCGAACCCUGAGAUCGAUAUAAAUUGUCGGGAUAUGAAUGGCCAAUCUCCGUUUGCACUUGCCGCUGGUAUGGGCAAUGUAUGCAUGUUGGAAAAGCUCCUCAAGCAAGGUCCAGAUGUGAACUCAGAGGACGACAACCAAAAAACACCGCUAUUGUUAGCUGCCACAAAUAGGUGCCUAGAGGCAGUUGAAUUCCUGUUGAAAAUCCCGGAGAUAGACGUGGAUCAUGUGGAUGACCAUGGACGAACGCCUUUCUCUUUCGCGGCAGAAAAGGACUCAUUACCAAUUAUGCAAGCGCUCCUUAAUAAACAAGCCGAUCCACACAGACUUGAUAAUCGGGGCUGCACGAGCUUUUGGUGGUUCCUUCAAACACGACACGCGUGGCUUAGCUCACCACAGCCGCCAAAUGUUGCAGACUGGGAUCCGUCAAGUCUACAAGCCUUGAUCUGUGCCCUACCAACGCCCUACAAGAAAGACCCUUCCGGUCGAGACUGGCUGUCUUGGGCCGCUUCAUAUGGUGAUGAAGAGAUCGUGAGAUGCCUUCUGCAGUGCGGCGAGGAGGUCAACGUCAAUGCCCGAGACGAUACCCGGGAGACUUUCUCGAAGACUCCGCUAAUAUGGGCGUUGGAGGGAGAGCACGACUCUGUAAUAGAUCUGCUCAAAGAUGGUGACAAUAUUUCAUUGCAUUUACUGGUCGAGGGGAUAAGAUCCGCGAGUAAAGAGUAUUGUUUAAGACUUAUGAGAGCACUCUUGCAGGCAGGUUACAAUCUCAAUCAAACCGACAUGAACGGACGGACUCCUCUACACAGUGCGUGCCGGACAGACGACAAAGAAAUAGUUUCCAUUCUCAUCAAUGCCAAUGCCAAACUCAGUUGCAAGGAUCAUACUGGAAAUACCCCUCUGCAAAUCGCAUUGCACGCGAAAAGCAAAAUUGUCGUGGAUACCCUUCUGAAAGCUCCCUCGGUGGACCUGAACCCUGUCAGGUCAGAAGAGUGGUUCAGCCUUGGGAAAAGACGGGCUGCGUGGGCUCAGGUCACAAAGAAAAUAGGCAAUGAGGGGUUCGAAUUGAAACUGGAGAACGAUAUUGCAUGUGUCUUCUUGCCGUGUGCGAGGGAGAUCCGUCUUAGUCUUUGUGGAGACAAAUCUGUUUGGUCAAAGUUGUCCGGGAUUUUAGGCAUAAAAGAUCUCCUUACGGGCCAAGAAAAGUAUUUGAAACACGCUCAGAGAGGCUUCGGCAAUCAACUUGUUACAUACGUACAGAUUGAGUUCCCUGAAGAGGCAGGGGAGGAAUUUCAUUGCCCGUGGGGUAUCGCCUGGAUCAGCCGUCAGACAACGGACGGCCCUGCUCACGCGUUUAUCAGCACUCUUCCCGACGGAUGGAUACCAAAUGACUUUGCUGAUUUUUUGGAGCAGUUUUUAAAGACUGUACGGCAGCGAUGGAAAGAGAUGUGUUCCCACGCAAGCAGAAAAGUUGAGCAUUUGAAAUCACGCAUCACAAAGGCUAUUGAUGAGAUUGAGCACAGCGUGACCGCGAGACUUGACUAUUUAGAGCAGGCUGUACGAGAACUUUUGCAGAUUGAACUUGCUUGGAUUUCCACGAACGAGUCCGCCAGUUUCAAACGCCUAAGUUGGAUUACCUUCGUCUAUUUACCUUUGAUGUUUGUGUCCAGCCUUUUUGGGAUGAAUGUGAACUUGCUUAAGGAUUAUCCCGACUGGAGAUGGUACUUGCUUUUUAGUGGAUUAUCGCUAGUUCUAACCGGGACUCUAUGGAUAACAUUUAAAUUUCUCUACGCGAGGAAGACUUCGAGUUUCUACUUCAACGGCUGA
This is a messenger RNA of Penicillium arizonense, 2979 nucleotides long. Its product is annotated as ankyrin repeat domain-containing protein. Lineage: Eukaryota; Fungi; Ascomycota; Eurotiomycetes; Eurotiales; Aspergillaceae. Gene Ontology annotation, cellular component: membrane. The transcript is spliced from 6 exons. Gene Ontology annotation, molecular function: protein binding; metal ion transmembrane transporter activity. The record is from RefSeq and is a predicted model, not a curated record. Bases 1 to 2979 code for a protein of 992 amino acids. Gene Ontology annotation, biological process: transmembrane transport; metal ion transport.